Blepharisma stoltei is the source of this 432-nucleotide messenger RNA. Lineage: Eukaryota; Ciliophora; Heterotrichea; Heterotrichida; Blepharismidae. The record is from the annotation of a GenBank genome assembly.
AUGAUGGAAAACCAAUUCAAGUGCUAUUAUACCAAUUGCACCAAAAGCUAUCGAACAAAAUACAACCUAAGACGGCAUAUCAAUGCAAUUCACCUAAAAAUCAGAAAUUUUGUAUGUGCAGAGUGCUCGAAAACCUUUGCUUGCAAGCAAAACCUUAACGAGCAUGAACUUUUGCAUCGUAAAGAUGCAAAGUCAAGUAAGCAUGAGAGAACCAUUAUAAAGAACCCUCAAGCUAAAAGUAUAGAGAAUAAAAGUAUUGUAACUCCGUUCGAAUUACUGUUUAUUAAUCAAGAAGUAUCUAUAAGGAAUCUAAAUUCUAGAUCUAUGGCUGGUCCUAUGCCUGUACUCCCUCCGGUAGAUAAACAUCGUCAGUCAGAUUGGGGACAAACAAGAAUUCCAAUAUUACAUUCAUUACUUAAUAAUAAUCUUUAG